UCAAGUACGGUCAAGUACCAGAGCGUACUAGAGCGGUACCAGAGCUAUAGUCCUUCUGACUAGUAACAAACAGCUGGUGUGUACAAUAUGGCGGUUGUUGACGUGAUAAGACAUUACCAACGAAGCAUAGAAAAAUGGCCAGAAAACAAAGAAAGGAUGCUACACUGCCUUGGCAAGCUGUUCCAUCUGCCCAUAACCGUUCAGCACCUUCAAGACACGGGCAUUGGGCGUACUGUGAAUGCACUCCGCAAGUAUGAUGGUGACACUGGUGAAGCAGCCAAGGCUUUGGUGUCUAAGUGGAAGGCACUGGUGGCUGCAGAGGAUUCAGGAGAGGGUGAAGUGGCACCGUAUCCUGAGCAGAACAACAUUUCGCCAAAAGAAGAAAGGCAUGCUCACAGACACAAUGAGCAUCAUAGAUCAAACAGAGAGAACAUAUCACAUCAGCAUCAUUCAGACAGCAAAAAGCACAAGGAAGAAGAAAAGCUGGUUAAGGUAAAAAGGAUGAGGAUUCAAGGUCAAAGUAAAAAACGAAGAUGUGAGGGAGAGAAUAGGAAGGUAACAGAAAAGAGAAGGCGGAAGGAUGAGAUAGACAGUGAAUCUUCAGGAUGUGAAAACAGUUUCCAAGCUGUGGAACAGGAGGACAGUGAUAGUGGUCAUGAUUCAGAGGCAAGGAGCUCUAGUCAGGUGAGCCAAAAUGUGGGGGACAAUAGUAGUGAUGAUGGUGCACAGUCUCUGUGUGUCCAGAGCCACAGCAGUAAACGUCAUGACUCCAACCGGAAGCAUGAGAAGCACAAAGUUACAAACACUUCAAGUAAAGAAAAAGGGGAUAGCAGUCGGAAGAGAGAUGGGAUCUCCUCCAGUCGUGAAGGCAGGAACAAGACUGAAAGUAAGGGUGUUGAUGAGAGCAAGGAAAGGAAAACUGUGAAGCAGAAAACAGACAUUAGAGUAGGCAAUAAAGAACACCACCAUAAUGACAGUAGCAAGAAACACAAAUCCAAAACUGGAUCACGUGCAAAUAACAUUCCUAACGUGUGUGAAUCACCAUCAAAGUUAGUUAAUUUAGACAAAACAUCUGCCAGGAUAAAGAAAGAAAAGCUGUCAGUGAACGACGAGGAAGAUGGCAGUAUCGACUGUUCAACAGGGGCGAGUUUUGCAGAAGCUCUUGGCAUGGUUGACCCAAUGGUCAAGAGGAAGCCACAUGCUACUGUGUCCUCACCAGGAAAAAGUGCGAAUGCUGGAAUUGUGCGCAAUGCUGCCAAACCUUGUGCUGAGAGUAGCAGUUCCCAAAAGAAAGAGAAGGCUGGUCCCAGCUUGUUCUCUAGUGAGUUCAAUUUGCUGUCUGCAAAUGUGAAAUUGGAACCACUGGAAAUGGAUGUUGAUCUGAACACAACACUCCCAGCCAUUAAUCCAAACUACAAACCUCUUCCGCAUUACAACCUUUUAGACUCUCCACCGCAUAGAAAGACAAAACACUUAACAGAAGAAGAAGCACUAAGCCAAGUAAUGUCCACGAAGAAUCAGAGAACCAAGGUGUAUUCAGGGGUCAAAAGUGGCAAAAGCUGGGCAAAUGUUCCCUCCCUGUAUGACAUCUGUGUCAGAGUGCUGCAGGAGAACAUUGAUGCUCUGGAGUACACAGGUGGGGUGCCAUAUGACCUCAUGAAGCCAGUGCUGCAGCACGCCACUCCAGAACAACUCUUUAUGCUGGAACAUCACAAUCCAUAUUUGAUUGAAGACACAGGAGACUUGUGGCAGUUUCACUGUCAGCGUGAGUUCCGCACAAAGCAGCGGCAGGACAUGGAAACAGCAAGAGAAAUGUACAUGAGGUGUUUGGAAGAGCGGGAAGCGAAGCUGAAAGCUCUGACUACUAAUAUUCAGCAGUCAAUAGCAAAGUCAACACCAGUCCGGCAAACAAAACUGGCUUAUGUGGAUAGUGUGGCAAAACCUCCUCGCAACGUUGCAAGGCAACAGGCAAAGUAUGGGACUGCUCGCGUUGCAAAGCCUAUUGCGGCACAGGCCAAGGCUGCUAGAGUGGCUGGCACAGGAGUCACUCCAGUUCCUGCUCCUACAAGACACAUUCAGACAGCUACCAAGGCAAAGCCUCGUAUGGCUCCACUGAUGCAGAAGACUAUGAAACUUGUUAAGAGCUUCAAGCGAUAAUCUUUCUUGGAGCUGCAAUGAAUUAUGCUGAGAUUGGAAAGUACUUCAGAAUGAGAGGAAGGACACAAGUAUGUAAUAAUAGCAAGCUUGUGCCGUAUCACUCUCUGCAGAUGUGUUUCCCACACAGGAUGUUUGCUUUCAUUUUAUACCUAGUAUGUUUGUUGAGGAUAUGUGUACUGAUGUGUACCGUGAUUGAAGUGCAUGUUCUUGUAUAUGCUGUAUGAGAACCAAGUAAUUAUUUGUCAUUUUAACAGACUGACCAUAACAGUAUCAGAAACCAUCAGAAUGGUAUGUCUCUGUUUCCAAACUUCUGAUUGGUACAGCAAAUUAAAUAUAAAUUGAAGUGUUGAUGCAACAGGUAUGUAGCCUCAUUUUCAUGAAUUUGUGUUUGGACUGCAUUCAGAGAUGAUGUAAAUGGUGCCAAAACAGUGCAUAUUGCUUGCUGAGUCAAAUGGUAAUAUGAAUGACAUUUUUUGAAGAUUCAGAGGUGCAUCCUUCUUGUGUGAGAGCCGUGUUGUCAUGCUGUUGUGCUUAAAACCAUUUUAUUGUUAUCACAAAUAUAAUUUGUUUUUGUGAAUAUUAUUAAAUAUCAUACGUUUAUGGAA
Cryptotermes secundus is the source of this 2762-nucleotide messenger RNA. RefSeq names its product transcription elongation factor B polypeptide 3 (gene EloA). Lineage: Eukaryota; Metazoa; Arthropoda; Insecta; Blattodea; Kalotermitidae. Gene Ontology annotation, cellular component: elongin complex; nucleus. The record is from RefSeq and is a predicted model, not a curated record. The coding region runs from base 88 to 2157 and encodes 689 amino acids. Gene Ontology annotation, biological process: transcription elongation by RNA polymerase II. The transcript is spliced from 9 exons.